GGGAUGGAGCUCCCACUGCGCCCCGAGGAUAGACGGUAUGGAGAGGAACUGCCAGAGUCAGGCCCUCCCAGGGAUGUAAAAAGUUGACGGGUGGCAUAGAAGAUCCUGAAGGAGAAUGGAGAGAGGUGUGUCUUUCUGUGGCUGGAAAGCUGUUAAAGACCGCAGUAAAUCUCUGUCCGAGAACCAGGAACCGAAGUCAGGCCGUGUAUAUACAAUGUUCCACGGCACACAUUUGACAAACGCCAAAACCAUCAUUGAUAAAGGAUUUGAACGCUCUAAAGAUGGAAUGCUGGGCCCCGGGGUUUAUGUCAGUCGUAACAUUGAGAAAGCCAAAUGUUACCCGCUUAAUACUGACAAGAAGGACAAAGUCGUUUUCAAACUGAGGGUGCGUGUGGGGAAAGUGAAGCAAAUAGACGGUGACAAUCAUCCUCUCCAGAAAUCGUGGCACAGCAACGGGUACGACUGCGCAUGGGUUCCACCAAACAGCAACAUCUCCACCAUCAAGUCUGGUCGCGAGGAGGACUGCGUGUGGGACCCCAAGCGCAUCAGCGUGGUUGACGUGGCGUGCUGUGUGGAUGACGUUAAACGCAGGGAGCUUCGACGGAUGAUUCGCAAAAAGACGAAAACCGAAGGCUGCGAUCUGUGCCAUCUCGACGCUUCUGAUGGCCAUGAUGUUCAGCCGUGCUGGGAGUGCCAGGAAGACAUCUGCCCUUUUCAGGAAAAACACGUGUGUAAAGGUGGUAAAGGCAGAAGGUUUAGAGAAAGAGACACAAUGUAACUCUCACCCUGUAUCUUUCAGAUUAUGAACAUGAAAGGGUCCCCAGACCUCCGUGUUUCUGACAUCUGUGUUAAGGUGUAUAUUUUUGUAGUCUAUUUAAUUUAUUUAGACUAAAUGCUACUUGUGUCAUUUAUCUAUCUGUUGUUUGUAAUCGUGUUAACAGAUGUAAGUUGCAAGUUUCAUUAUCAAUUCAAAUUGUUAUUGUUUCACAUUAUGUAAUUAGG
This is a messenger RNA of Sinocyclocheilus rhinocerous, 1002 nucleotides long. RefSeq lists its product as uncharacterized. The record is from RefSeq and is a predicted model, not a curated record. Gene Ontology annotation, molecular function: NAD+ poly-ADP-ribosyltransferase activity. Gene Ontology annotation, cellular component: cytoplasm. The transcript has 3 exons. Bases 116 to 778 code for a protein of 220 amino acids. NCBI's taxonomy places the organism in Eukaryota, Metazoa, Chordata, Actinopteri, Cypriniformes, Cyprinidae.